Messenger RNA from Chrysoperla carnea, 4178 nucleotides. Its product is annotated as ATP-dependent translocase ABCB1-like. Gene Ontology annotation, molecular function: ATP binding; ATP hydrolysis activity; ABC-type transporter activity. NCBI's taxonomy places the organism in Eukaryota, Metazoa, Arthropoda, Insecta, Neuroptera, Chrysopidae. Gene Ontology annotation, cellular component: membrane. The record is from RefSeq and is a predicted model, not a curated record. The transcript has 17 exons. Gene Ontology annotation, biological process: transmembrane transport. Bases 116 to 4045 code for a protein of 1309 amino acids.
UGAUGUACAAGUAAAUAUCGAAUUAUUUUUUGGGGUGUUUUAAUUUUUUUUCUAUUAGUUAUAUAAUUAAGUGAAAUUAAGUUCGAUUUUUCAUGUGGAUUUAAAAUUCACAAAAAUGGAUUUAACAAAGACAAAAACUGAACAGCCUGAGAUAGUUGCAACAAAAAUACGACAUUUUGACGAAGAUACUGCAGGUAGCCCAAAUGAUACAAAUGGAAUUAAAGACACAAAAAAAACAAAUCCAAUGGAACCAGAAUUUGUUGGUCCAAAAGUAGAAGAACCUCCAAAUGUAGGAUUUUUUAAACUGUUUCGUUUUGCUACAUGUCAAGAUAAGACCAUGAUGUUCAUUGGAUUAUUAGGAGUAUUAGUCACUGGUGCAUGUAUUCCACUUCAAACGCAAGUAUUUGGUUCCAUUACAAACACAAUGGUAGGAUAUGGUUUUGAGCGAGAAAACAUAUGGGAAUCGUUAACACCAGAGCAAAGAGAAGAACGUAACGAAAAGUUUUUAGAUGACGUUUGGUCUUUUGGUAUAAAUUAUUCACUAAUUGGAAUAGUGACAUUUUUAUGCAGUUAUGCAGCAGUUACACUAUUUAAUUAUAGUGCUGUGCGGCAGGCCUAUGUAAUGCGAGGGAUAUUUUUUAAGAAAACAUUAAACCAAGAUAUGUCUUGGUUUGAUUUAAGGGAUUCUGGACAAUUUGCCAGUCGUAUGUCUGAAGAUAUACAAAAAAUUGAAGACGGAAUGGGUGAAAAAAUUCCAAUGUUUAUACAUCAACAAGUUGCAUUCAUUGGAUGUUAUAUUCUGGCAUUUAUUCGUGGUUGGGAAUUAGCUUUAGUUUGUAUGAUAUCACUUCCAAUUACAUCGAUUACAAUGUUCUCUGUGAUGCGUAUUAUUCGAAAAUAUGCAGUCCGAGAGUUAGAUGAAUAUGGUAAAGCCGGGUCGAUUGCUGAAGAAGUCUUGAGUGCAAUUCGAACAGUAAUUGCAUUUGGGGGUGCUGAAAAGGAAUCUGUACGAUAUUCAGAGCGGCUUGUAUAUGCUAAAAAUAAUAAUAUUAAACGAACAAUGUUCAUGGGCAUUGGUUUUGGAUGUUUAUGGUUCUUUAUUUAUUGUACAUACGCAUUAGCGUUUUGGGAUGGUGUUCGAUUAUUGUUACGCGAUAAGGGUAAUCCAGAUGGUGUUUAUGAUACUGGUACUAUGGUUACGGUGUUCUUUAGUGUUCUAAUGGGAAAUAUGAACUUCGGAAUGGCAACACCAUACAUUGAAAAUUUCGCUGGAGCUUGUGGUGCAGCAAAAACAGUAUUUUCGGUUAUAGAUACUGUACCAAAAAUUGAUGCUAUGAGUGAUGAAGGCGAGAAACCAACAAAUAUUCAAGGGUCAAUUACAUUUAAAGAUGUACAUUUUGAAUAUCCGUCUCGAUCAAAUGUUAAAAUUCUUCAAGGACUUAAUUUGACUAUAAAUCGCGGGGAAACUGUGGCUUUGGUUGGUAGUUCUGGUUGUGGUAAAUCUACUUGUAUUCAAUUAAUUCAGCGAUUAUACGAUCCUAGAACAGGAACUGUACUUUUGGAUAAUCGUGAUAUUUCCAAAUUAAAUGUAACCUGGCUACGGUCACAGAUUGGUGUUGUAGGCCAAGAACCAGUGCUUUUUGGGUGUAGUAUUGCAGAAAAUAUUCGAUUUGGUAAUCCAAAAGCCUCUCAACAAGAUAUUGAAAAUGCAGCAAAAAAAGCAAAUGCCCACGAUUUUAUAAUGUCCUUGCCAAAUAAAUACGAAACAAAAGUUGGAGAACGUGGUACUCAAAUGUCUGGUGGCCAAAAACAAAGAAUAGCAAUCGCUAGGGCAUUGGUUCGCGAUCCAUCAAUAUUAUUAUUAGAUGAAGCAACUUCUGCAUUAGAUACAAACAGCGAAGCGAAAGUACAAAAAGCUUUGGAUUCUGCUAGUAAAGGUCGAACAACAAUAAUUGUUGCUCAUCGAUUGUCUACAAUUAAAGGUGCAGAUAAAAUUGUUGUCAUCUCUAAAGGACAAGUGGUUGAACAAGGAACUCAUAGUGAAUUAAUGGCAGUUAAAGGGGAUUAUUACAAUUUAGUUACAGCACAAAUUAGUGUAAAUGAUCCGGAAGAUGAGGAUACAUUUGAUGAUGAUUCUGUUAUUCCAGGCAAUUUCAAUUCGAAAAAAAUGGCUCAACGACAAAUGAGUAAAAUUAGUGCAUUAUCUUCUGGCAGUCUCGAAUCGCAAGGAUCUCAACCAGAACCGCCUGUCACGGAUUUAGACGAUUUUGAAGAUGAUCCAGAACCUUUAUCAAUAAUUGAUGUUCUAAAACUAAACGCUCCAGAAUGGUACAUAAUUAUAAUUGCUUGUAUUGGUUCCAUAAUUAUGGGUACUUCCAUGCCACUAUUUUCAGUUAUAUUCGGUGAUAUCCUUGGUGGUCUUUCUGGAGAUGAUGAGGAAGAAAUUCGUAAGUCAACGAACAAUAAUGCCAUAUUAUUUGUUGGACUUGGUGCGAUUGUAGGUGUGAGUACAUUCUUGCAACAAUAUAUGUUUGGAAUAGCUGGUGAGAAAUUAACAAUGCGUUUAAGAGGUCAACUUUUUUCGGCUAUGUUGAAACAAGAAAUUGGUUAUUUUGAUGAUCCAAAACAAGGAACCGGUACAUUAUGUGCACGGUUAUCAACAGAAGCGUCUGCUGUUCAAGGAGCAACUGGAAGUCGUAUUGGUACAAUCCUUCAAUCAUGUUCCACAGUUGUAUUUGGAGUGGGCUUAGCUGUAUAUUACGAGUGGCGAAUUGGAUUAGCAACACUUGCGUUCUCACCAUUUAUUUUACUUGCAACAUAUUUGGAACGGUCACAGAUGAUGAGUCAAAAUAAAAAAAAUAAAGGUGAUAUUGAACAAGCUGCUAAAUUGGCUGUGGAAGUUGUUAGCAAUAUUCGUACAGUGGUGUCAUUGGGACGUGAGAAAACAUUUUAUGAAGAAUAUAUUACUUUGCUGUUACCAAGUUUUAUGAAACAAAAAAGAUCCGUACAUUUCCGUGGAAUUGUGUUUGGUUUAGGCAGAAGUUUAAUGUUUUUCGCUUACGCAACUGCCAUGGUUUAUGGAGCUUAUUUAAUUGUAAAUGACGAUUUGGGUUAUGAUCGUGUUUUCAAGGUAUCUCAAGCACUUAUAAUGGGUACAACGUCCAUAGCACAAGCAUUUGCCUUUGCACCAAAUUUCCAAAAAGGUUUACAAGCAGCUGGUAAUAUUAUCAGUUUAUUGAAUCGAAAACCGAAAGUUUUUAGCGCCCCUGGUACAAAACCAGAAAAUUGGACUUGUCAAGGUGAUAUAGAAUACAAAGCCAUUCAGUUUAAGUAUCCAUCCAGGCCUGAUUCAUUAGUAUUACGUAAAUUGGAUUUAUCUAUACAAAAGGGUGAAACCGUGGCUUUAGUUGGUCCAUCAGGUUGUGGAAAAUCGACUGUUAUACAAUUAUUGGAACGAUUUUAUGAUCCUAAUAGUGGUAGUAUUACGCUUGAUAAUAAAUCAAUCCAUAACGAUGUACAUUUAGAUACAUUACGUUCCCAAUUAGGUAUUGUUUCACAAGAACCUACUCUGUUUGAUCGUACUAUUGAACAAAAUAUCGCUUACGGUGAUAAUUCACGUCAAGUAUCAAAACAGGAAGUUAUGGAAGCAGCAAAGAAUGCAAAUAUUCAUACAUUUAUCACUUCACUACCUUUGGGCUAUGAUACAAAAAUUGGUGAUAAAGGUACUCAAUUAUCAGGUGGUCAAAAACAACGUGUUGCCAUAGCUCGAGCUUUGGUACGUAAUCCAAAAAUUUUAUUGCUAGAUGAAGCUACAUCUGCCUUGGAUACGGAAAGUGAGCACAUUGUUCAAGAUGCGUUGGAUAAAGCACGUAAAGGUCGUACAUGUAUUACAAUUGCACAUCGAUUAUCAACCAUACAAGAUGCUGACACAAUAUUCGUCAUAAAUAAGGGAAAAGUUGUUGAAAUUGGUACACACCAAUCUUUAAUGGCUUUGAAAGGUGUUUAUUAUAAAUUACAAACUUUAAGUUCCAAAAAAUUAAGUUAAUUUAAUUUAGCAAACUCGAUCUCACAAAAUUUAUGAGUACCUCGUGCCAGUGGAAAGCGAGAUACUCAAGUUUUAACGUUAUGAAUUCCAUUAUAUUUUUAUACGUCUUAUUUUAUAUUGUACCCUUUUUUUC